Messenger RNA from Lytechinus pictus (painted urchin), 4501 nucleotides. Its product is annotated as protein split ends-like. The coding region runs from base 258 to 3527 and encodes 1089 amino acids. Lineage: Eukaryota; Metazoa; Echinodermata; Echinoidea; Temnopleuroida; Toxopneustidae. The record is from RefSeq and is a predicted model, not a curated record. The transcript has 3 exons.
CAUUCACUAAGUAUGUGUUCUACACAACAGCAUAUAUUCCUAGCAGGGAGCGAAAUACUUCUUUUGCAAUCCAUUAAAACGGGAAAACACUGAUGAUAAUACAUACACUAAUGUGUUGAAACUGAAGGUCACCGAGAGUAUUAUUAUGAUAGUAUUCUUUCAACCUUCAGAGAAGCAGGAGCAAUAUUCCUGCAAUUCAAGCCGAAAAGACCGAUCCGGGACAAAAGUCCACAUGAUCAGCUGGAAACUCUAACACAAUGGCUACAGACUACGAAACAUUUGCCUACGUGGGAAAGGCAAAGAAGAAGAAGAAAAAGAAGGAUGAGAGUCUGGAAGAAAAGAAGGAAGAGGAGGAGGACGAGGAGGAUGACGAGCUGGCAGCAGAACGAAAGAGGAGGGAGGAGUCGUUGAAAAGAAUAGACAUGAUGAACGAACUCAAGAAGCAGAAGAAAUUAGAGAAGAAAAGACAGAAGGAAGAAGCAGCGAGACGAAGGGAGGAGGAGGCCAAGAAACGAGAGGAAGAAGAAAAGCAGCAGGAGAGAGAAAGAAAGGAAAGGGAAGCCGCGGAGAAGGCGGAGUUAGAAAGGCAGAAACGGGAGGCUGAAUCGAAAAGGGUUGAGGAAGAAAGGUUAAAAUCUCAACCAGGAAGUCAAACUGAUUCAAGAGGAAGAGGGAGAGGUGGAGUUAGAGGAAGAGGCCGUGGGAGGGGAAGAGGCAGAGGGAGAGGAAGGCCUCCUCCACCGGUUAGGAAACCACCAACGCAAGGAGGAAGAGGCAAUCGAAAGGUUGGAGUCGUUGCUAAGCAACCAGCAAUGGAGGCCAUACAAGAGGAGCUGGAGAGUGCGAGGAAUUCUCGUCAAGCUUGGAGCAGAGUGUCUGACAAGAAAUCAACAUCGAACGAUCAGAAAGGUGAAAAGGAGAACGAUGUGACUAAAGGCGAGGUGGUAAAGCCAGCCGAUCCAUCCGAUGAAAAGGUCGGAGAUAAAGAUCGCAAAUCGGCCACACCGGACAGAAAGUCUCCCUCUUCUCAGAAGAGCACGAAAUUUACCAAGGUUGGGGGUUUCAUGUCGAGAGUGUUUAAAGGAAAAAAUAAAAGCAAGGAAGAUCAAAAACCUGAAAGCCCUGCGGAAGAUGCGACCAAUAAGCAGACAGAAGAUGAUAAAAGUGAAGUAAAAAGAGAAUCGCCAUCAAAUGAUGUUACUAAGGGCGUAGGGAACGAUGCAAAACCCAAUGAAAAGGAGCCUGGGGAAGAGAAGAGCGAUUCAACUAAAGGUUUGAAUGCAGAAAGGACGGAUGAAACGAAGAGUGAUGAAGUUAAAGAAAGUAUUCAAAGUCAAAAUGAUGAAACAUCUCAAACGGAAAAUACGGAAAUCAAUGUGCAGGAGAAAGGCACCGAAGGAACAAGUCCAAACAAAAUAGAAUCAGAUGAAAAUAAGGAGAUAAGUUUAAAUGAAAAAGAAGAAGAUGAAAAGCAAACAUUAGACAAAACCCCUUUGCCUCAGGGCACCACUGACGAUAACCAGGUGACAAAGAUAUCGAAGACAAUGGAAAUAGGUGUCCAAACUGAGAAUGAGACAGCAACAGGAGAGAUUGACCAGUCAGAGACAGCUAAGGAUGAAAACACAGAUGAGAUCGAAACACAAGAAAUACCACCAGAAGUACAGUCAUAUGCGACGCAUUCUUCAUUAGCUCGGCCAAGCCCCGACGAUAACGCAGACGAGAGCAACGUUCGCUUGAUUUACAGCAAAGAACCUGAUGAUGAUCCAGAUGAUAUUGAGAGACCGGCUAACCCGGAGCCAGGAGGUAAAAAGAUACCCAAACUUGAUCCAAGACCAGGAAAUCCUUCACCACCUACCAAGGAUCCUGAACUACCAGUACUCGGAAUUGACGACGAAUUCCAUGUGGCAACGAGUAAACGCCGUAUUGGUCCGGACUACCUGGAACUCCAGCUACUUGCAAAUAGAGACAUAAUCCUUGAGGCGAGGAAGAUUAGAAAACUGCGGAAAUCGGGUACGACUGCUUUGUUAGAGAUGGUAUAUGAAGGUACGAAGGAAAAACCGGUAGAUUUGUUCAAGCAGCCAAAGCGCCAUGCUGACUUUGAAAGGCUGCUGAAAUUUUUAAAGAAAGAGAAUGCAAAGAAUGGUGAUCAAGAAGAGGAUGAUGCAUCAGAAAGUGGUGAUGUUAGGUCAGAAGAUGGUCACUUGACCCCUGCUUCGGAAGAUGGAACAAAGAGAGAAGCAGGACAAGACCUUCCAAGAGCUUCUAAAUCGCCUGCGGUCCAUUCCAAAUUGACUGACCCAGGCGAAGGCGAGAAAGGACACGACAGUCGGAUUGAUUUAGAAUAUGAAACAUAUUACGCCUCUCCGAGGGAUUCCUUUAGACCAGCCAAUCCUGGACCUAGUGGAGACGAUAAAGCCAUUGAUGGAUCUGGCCCUAAUAGUGGUGAAAUAAGUACAACUCUUGGAGUGGUGGAAGAUGGUUCGGCCGGGGAAAUAACGCACCCUCUUCCAUUAAUAGUUAGUGAAAAUGAACAACUCAUCGAGGUAAGAGAACAGCGACUGGACAAUCAUGAUGAAGAAGGGAUUACUAAACAAAGACAAACUAUAUCAUCAACGAGCGGGAAUGCAAGAGACGAAACCCAAGAGUUCACAUCCAAUAUAAAUCAACAAGAUUUAACUUCAAAUGAAGCAGACAACACCAAGUCAGAAUAUGUAUCCACUGUUAAUCAUGAUAAAUCUGACAAUCGAUACUUGCCACUUGAAUCAGACGUUAAUCCUGUCAACAACUCAUCGUCAGGUACAGGGAACAAAGAUUUACCGGUAACAGACGGAGUCGGACCAAAGGGAGCUUCUCGAAACGGCAGCAUGCUCGGAGGCCAUGCAACACCACUAUCCCCUUCAAGGAAAGAGCGCACAUCUACAGCUAUGACACAGACAAACACAGGAGAGAUGAUUGAUGUAAAGUUAGAGGAGACUAAAGUCGGAUCAACUAGUCGGGUAUCUUAUCGGUUGUCUGCUAAAUCAAACCGAGGAUCCCCUACAGGUCGGAUAUCCAACCAAACUCAUAAAAGCGGGUCACCAAAUAGGUUGAUUCCCACCCCCAACAAUGGAGGACGUUAUUCUGCUUCUUCCCAAAAGAGUAACAAGUCGGGGAGGCUGUCGGUAGCAUCCACAAGUAGCAGAAAAUCAGGGCGACUUUCUAAAACAUCAAACAAAAGAGAACCGAACUCCAAAAACAACUCUCCACUACCCGGAAAGAAUGCUCCGAACGAAGAAAAUGCAUCGGAUUCAAAUACUACUGGUAUACAAGACUCUAAUAACCAUGUCCCGACUGCCGAUACAAAUGGUACAACCGAUCCGGUGGCGCCGUCUAAUGACCAUGAACAAGCAUCUGCUGAUAAACCAACGACUUCUAAUUCCCAAACGGGUGCCACAUCUCAAAAUGAGUCGGUGACUGAUCAAAAUUCAAAGAGUCAAGAUGAUUCAAAAGCAAAGCCCAAAAAGAAAUUCAAACACUGGUUAUUUUGAUUAUCAUCUCAUAAUAAGGUUGCAUUUUAAAAACAGAGAUUAUAAAGGAAAUAUUCCACAGCAGCUCAUAGCUACUUCAUAGCUAGAUUUGGCAGGAGUUCAGACCUAUGGUUUAGACUCGAUGAGUAUCUUCUGCGAGAGCAGUUUGGAAACACAUUUUGUGACUUUUUACUAUACCUUACAAUGUGGUUUUCAUACGACUUCGAUAAACUGACUGUAAGUUGCCCUAAAAAUUCCUCCUUCUUCCCACAGGCGACCCGUGCCUGCAUUGAAUGACCGAAUACUAUAAAGGCAAUGCUACUUUUCCUAAUCAAACUUCAUUAACUCCAGUCCUUCCAUUACAUAGACUUCUUGAAAAGUCAAGUCCACCCUGAGAAAGAGUUGUUUCAAAUAAAAAGAAUAAAAAUUCGACCAAGCAUAAUGCUGAAAAUUUACCCAAAGUCGGAUUUAUAAAAAAAUAAAGUUAUGACAUUUUUAAAUUUCUCUUUAUUUUCACAAAAUAUUUAAAUGCACAACAUGGGUGAUUUGCAAAUGAGAGAUCCGAUGUCACAAACUCCCUAUUUUUCUAGUAUUUUUUUACGUGGAUUAUAGAAAAUUUCACUUUUUGCAGAACUGACAAUAAGUAAGCUUCCUGUUGAAUCACCAUAGCUUACAAUGGCAAUGCCACAGUAAGGAAUAAAACCUUGUUUUAUAGUUUAAGGAAACAGUUGCUAUAUUACAUAUACUGUAUGUCUAUAACUGCUUUGUGGAAUUGUGAGAACCUUUUAAAGUAUCAUAACUUUCCCAUUUUAAAUUUGAUUUUGAUGAAAUUUUCGGUUAUGCUUGCACUUUUUAUCAAAAUCAUCUUGUUCCUGGGGUGACGACUUGACUUGUCACUAUCCAUCUGCUUAAAGACAAUCCUAUAUUGGACAAUCUAAGAAGUAGUUUAACUCUUGUGGACAUUAACCAAUAAAUAAUAUUAUUUUCUAUUGAAA